CACACGGAGGACUUCUAUAAAUCAAUUUCUGAUUUGGUUAAGUGUUCGCCAACUGUCGCCUGUCCGGCAUAGAAAGAACAGUUUUAGAGAUGGGUUGGAAAGGGAUAUUAGGGUUUGACUAUGGGAUCGUCCAGGGACCCUUGGGACCCGAUAUAUCAGGUCCAGAGCUCGUUGCCGCUGUUGCUAAUGCCGGAGGAAUUGGAUUACUCAGAGCCCCCGAUUGGGAAUCUCCAGAUUACUUAAAAGAGCUGAUAAGGAAGACAAGGUCUUUAACUGACAAACCCUUUGGGGUGGGCGUCGUUCUUGCAUUUCCACAUGAGGAAAAUAUAAAGGCCAUACUAGACGAAAAGGUCGCAGUGUUGCAGGUCUCCUGGGGUGAAUUUCCAGUGGAACUUGUACUCAAAGCUCAUCAAUCAGGGGUCAAGGUUGUCCAACAAGUUGGGAGCCUUGAAGGUGCCAAGCAAGCUAUUAAUGUUGGUGUAGAUGCACUUAUAGUCCAAGGGCAUGAAGCAGGAGGACAUGUCCUCGGUCAGGAUGGGUUGAUGGCACUGUUGCCAAGAAUAGUUGAUCUUGUGGGUGGUCGAGACAUACCUGUCAUUGCUUCGGGUGGCAUUGUGGACGAACGUGGUUAUGUUGCUGCAUUGGCUCUUGGCGCUCAGGGUAUUUGCCUCGGCACUAGGUUUCUUGCAACGGAGGAAAGCUAUGCUCACCCUAUAUAUAAAAAGAAGUUGAUUGAGCUUGAUGAAACUGCAUACACAGAUAUAUUUGGUCGAGCAAGGUGGCCUGGAGCACCACAGCGUGUCCUGAAAACACCUUUCUUUAAUGAUUGGGGGCAUCUUCCAGAACAUGAGAAUGAGGUCAACCAGCCAGUCAUUGGCCACUCAAUAAUACAUGGCAUGGAGAGGGAAAUCCGACUUUUUGCUGGUACAGUUCCAAAUGUGACGACAACAGGUGACAUUGAAAGCUUGGCCAUGUAUGCUGGCCAAGGUGUAGGCCUCAUCAAGGAAAUCAUACCUGCAGGUCAAGUGGUAAAGAGGCUAGUCGAAGGAGCUCAGCUUUUAAUCCAACAAAAAUUCCGUGCAGAGACGAGUUGAAGAAAGGAGGAUUACCCUAAACUCAUAACGACUAAUCCGUUUGCAAACUGUAAUGAACUUGGUUAGUGGGUGGUACACUAAAAGGUCUUGAUCGGUAAUAACUGCAUUGCAGUUCACUGGUGCUCAGCCUGAACAAAUGCAUUUGCUUCUUUGUUGAUGCUGUGUUUGAAAUUCAAAUUGUCAAUAAGAGGCAAGUUAUGUAAUCUUUUUGAAAUUGGUUUUCUGGUUGUGA
This is a messenger RNA of Telopea speciosissima, 1326 nucleotides long. RefSeq names its product (3aS,4S,5R,7aS)-5-hydroxy-7a-methyl-1-oxo-octahydro-1H-indene-4-carboxyl-CoA dehydrogenase. NCBI's taxonomy places the organism in Eukaryota, Viridiplantae, Streptophyta, Magnoliopsida, Proteales, Proteaceae. The record is from RefSeq and is a predicted model, not a curated record. The transcript is spliced from 6 exons. Bases 90 to 1094 code for a protein of 334 amino acids. Gene Ontology annotation, molecular function: nitronate monooxygenase activity.